UUAUUUUCUCCUCCUCCCUGGAAUCCCUCCAUUAAACCCAGCAUGUCUUUAGCUACGGCAAUCUUCCUCCUCUUCCUUCUACUUUGCGUCCACCCUCAUCCAACAGUCUCUGCAGACGAGGAAGAGACUCACAUCCACUUCUACUUCCACGAUGUCGUAAGCGGGUUCACUCCCACCGCCAUCCGUGUAGCGCAGGCCCCCACCACCACAUUUUCCACCACCGGUUUCGGAGCGGUUGUGAUGAUAGACGAUCCCCUCACCGAAGGCCCCGACAGAAGUUCCAAGCUGCUCGGACACGCACAGGGAAUGUACGCACUUGCCUCACAGGAGGAGGCCGGACUUCUUAUGGCCAUGAACCUCGCCUUCGUCGACGGAGACUUCAAUGGAAGCACACUUACCGUGCUCGGCCGGAAUACCGUCUUUUCCGAUGUGAGAGAGAUGCCAGUGGUAGGUGGCAGUGGUAAGUUUCGCUAUGCUAGGGGAUACGCACUUGCUCGAACGCACAAGUUUGACCUCCUCACGGGUGACGCUAUCGUCGAGUAUGACGUCUAUGUUCGCCAUGAGUGAAUGGGAUACUACAUUCUUCUACCUAUUUAUCUAUAUUUAUAUACGUAUGUAACGUAUGUUCAUACAG
This is a messenger RNA of Phalaenopsis equestris, 634 nucleotides long. RefSeq names its product dirigent protein 22-like. The record is from RefSeq and is a predicted model, not a curated record. The coding region runs from base 43 to 567 and encodes 174 amino acids. NCBI's taxonomy places the organism in Eukaryota, Viridiplantae, Streptophyta, Magnoliopsida, Asparagales, Orchidaceae. The transcript has a single exon.